GAAACUCCAUUUCCCAGGAGGCGCAGUGCAGAGUACGGAACUGUAAGAUUCGUGGUGGAAAAAAGUUCUCAUGAUUGUUUUCGUGCCAAUGUAGAAAAAGUUACGUUUUAGUCGCUUCUCGACUCUGUUGAAGCCGCUUGAAGACAUCCAAGUUACAGGGAGCAGUGCAGUGGAAGUAUGGCGCGUAAACCCAGACCAGUUCAAAUAGUUACAGUGAGUAAGGAGGACCACUCCUUUAAUUUGGACACAGAGGCUUUGGCUGAGGUUUUGUUGGCCCCUGAAGUCAGAGACAAGCAAGUGGUGGUGCUGUCAGUGGCCGGAGCUUUUCGGAAGGGGAAGAGCUUCCUGCUUGACUUCAUGCUUCGCUACAUGUACAGAAAGGGCGAGGAAAACUGGCUGGGUCAGGAUGAUGAACCACUGACUGGAUUUUCUUGGAGGGGGGGUUCAGAACCAGAGACAACAGGCAUCCAGCUGUGGAGUGAGGUUUUCCUUGUCCAAAAGAGCGAUGGAAGAGAGGUGGCAGUAGUGCUGAUGGACACUCAGGGAGCAUUUGAUACUGAGUCCACUGUAAAGGACUGUGCCACCAUCUUUGCCCUCAGCACCAUGACCAGCUCAGUACAGAUCUACAAUCUGUCCCAGAACAUACAAGAGGAUGACCUGCAGCAACUACAGCUCUUCACAGAAUAUGGUCGUCUUGCCUUGGAUGAAAUCUUUUUGAAGCCCUUUCAGUCUUUGAUGUUCCUGAUCAGGGAUUGGAGUUUUCCCUAUGAAUACACCUAUGGCUUUCAAGGAGGCAAUGAAUUCCUGGAUAAACGAUUACAAGUUAAGGAGAACCAACAUGAGGAGAUUCAAACCGUGAGGGAACACAUCCAUGCAUGCUUCACCAACAUUUCAUGCUUCUUGUUGCCUCACCCUGGACUCAAGGUUGCCACCAACCCUGCCUUUACAGGCCAGCUUAGUGAUGUGGCAGCAGAGUUCAAACAGGAGUUGAAGAAUCUGAUUCCUACUCUUCUGCAUCCAGACAAUCUGGCUGAGAAGGAAAUGAACGGAAACCGUGUCACUUGCAUGGGUUUGCUUGAGUUUUUCAAGGCCUAUAUCAAGAUUUACCAGGGAGAAGACCUGCCACAGCCAAAGACCAUGCUCAUGGCUACAGCAGAGGCCAACAACCUGGCAGCUGUGGCAGCAUCCAAAGAUCAGUAUUACAAGGACAUGGAGAAGCUUUGUGGUGGAGAACUUCCUUACGUGGCUCCUGAACAUCUGGAGGAGAAGCAUCACUUUUUCUUCAAAGAGGCUCUUCACCUCUUCUCAUCAACCAAGAAGAUGGGCGGACAAGAGUUUUGUGACCGUUACCAAGGCCAACUGGAAAAGGAAUUGGAAGAAAUGUGGAUUUCAUUCAGCAAGCACAAUGAGUCAAAAAAUCUGUUCAGCGCCUUCCGGACCCCUGCCAUACUGUUUGUCCUGGUGUGCCUCCUUUACGUUCUGUCAGGAGUGUUUCUCUUUGUCGGUCUCUCCACCUUCGCCUUGGUGUGUGACUGCACUCUGGGUUUGGUGAUGAUGGCCAUGCUGGCAUGGGCCUUCAUCCGCUACUCUGGGCGCUACCAUCACGUUGGAGGAGCCAUUGACCAGGCUGCAGGUGUCGUCCUGGAGCAGGCUACCGUUGCGUUGAACAAGUCAAGAGGGACAAGCAUCGCUGAUCAGAAAAAAUCCAGAUAGAGGACCUCUGAUCCUUCAUCAACUUGAUGCAAUGCAACCAGCGCACAAGCACACAUUCAGCACUAAAGCCUUAUCAUGCCACCCAAAAACAAACAUGCAGCUAAACUCCAUUGGCACAGGGUAUAAGUAUGAUGCCAACUCACCAGCAUCUCUUACUGUUACGCAUGUUUUUCUGCCUGUUGAAAUCCAGACUCCUGUAUUGGUGACUGGAUUCACUGAAGUAGAGAUUCAACCAUAACAAUCCCUCAUACUUUUAAAGUCUUUAAUUGACACUGCCAUCAUCAAGUUUACAAUUAGUCUUAAAAAACAGGUUGUUGUUUACCUUUUACACCUAUUGAGAACUUUAUAUUUCAGUUGAAUACUUUAUACUUGGUUGUAUAUCAGAGUAUGAUUCAAACACAAAGCUUCUGCAUGAAGUCUUCAAAAUAAUGACUUAAAAUGCUGGCUUUAAAGCAUAGACAUUUAUUCAUAUUUCUUUAUUGCUUUAUAUUUUUUACUUUGUGGCCUUAAAUCAUUCCAUUCUGGUUGUAGACUUGCUUUGUAUUUGAUAAAAAAUAACUUUUUCUUCAAAGUUGAACUAUGUACUUUAAGAGGUGAGCAUAUGCACUUUUUAUACAGCACAGCAGGAUUUGGAAACUGCAUGUGAUAAAUAGGAACAUCUUUUGUUUCAAAUGCUUUGCUCUUUGUUCUGUUGUAGAAAUGUUACAUUCAGUAGAUUUUGAUAAAAUACUAAAUACUGAUACUUGUUGUAAACUGUGUAUUGUUACAUAUGUUCUCCAAAGGCUUCAAAUUCCAAAGUAUGUUAUGGACCUUUAGGGUUUUCUUUCCUGUUGUAAUACAUGGAGGAAAUGGCAAUAACCUGUGGUAUCAGCUGCACUGUGAGAAAGCAUGUUAAUGAUCUGUAAUGUAUGUAAUUUGAUAUGUAAUGUUUUCAUGUUGUCCAUAACGGCUUACAAUGUAGCCUACAAACUGUACAAGUAGCUAAACUUAAUGGGUUUCAUUGAAUUUACCACUGUGCAACAUCCUUAGUCCAUGUUACAACACUACACCAGGAUCAGAGCACUGCUUUCAAUGAUUUACAUGAAGAAGACACAAUUUGUAAUGAAGUUAAAUUGUGCAGUUCAUGAAUUUGAGACAAUCUGAAAGAAGUGACUUAGACUAGAAUCUAACCAUAUCUUUCCCAAACUCCGAUGGGAAAAAGCUGCUACAUGGUGCUCAAUCUCACAGUGACUGUAUGAUACUAUAGGUGGAUGAUAUAACAUAAAGGACAGGGCCAACACUGACUGGACAUGUACACAGGAUUAGAGACUUAGAAAUUGCAGCUCAUCAUUUUGCACAUUCCUUGUCUGUUUCUUGUAGGAGGAGGAGUUAUAGAUGCUUUACUGCACUUACUGUUGCACUUCCCCCUCCUCUUCAGUGCUUUUUGCACACAGCUUAUUCCAAAUGCAUGCAAUAUUGUUGUAACAACAAAUUAAAUCGUCUCUUUCAGGGGUAUGGUGGCCUUGACUUGAGAAAUGCAGGUUUUCUAAACAAUAAAGAGAACUCAAGGUUG
This is a messenger RNA of Sphaeramia orbicularis (orbiculate cardinalfish), 3265 nucleotides long. RefSeq names its product atlastin-3-like. The coding region runs from base 178 to 1713 and encodes 511 amino acids. Gene Ontology annotation, molecular function: GTPase activity; GTP binding. NCBI's taxonomy places the organism in Eukaryota, Metazoa, Chordata, Actinopteri, Kurtiformes, Apogonidae. The transcript is spliced from 14 exons. The record is from RefSeq and is a predicted model, not a curated record.